AGAGCAGGAAACCUCGACCUCCACCAUGACCUCCUACACUCGCUCCGUGUCCUACUCAUCCGGCGGGAACCGCCUCGGCUCCCUCAGGGCCCCAAGCGUGUACGGCGGUGCUGGGGGCGCUGGAGUCCGCAUCUCCAGCAGUAACGCCUCCAGGAGCUACGCUGCAGGUGCUGGUGCAGGGGGCGUCGGGGGCUUCAACCUGUCCGACGCUGUCGUGGACAUCUCUGACAACAAGAAGAUGGCCAUGCAGGGCCUGAACGACCGCCUGGCCUCCUACCUGGAAAAGGUCCGCAAGCUGGAGGUUGCCAACGCCGACCUGGAGCUGAAGAUCCGUCAGUUCCUGGAGAGCAAGACCAAACCCGAGGGCCACGACUGCUCUGCAUUCCAGGUGGUCAUCGGCGACCUGCAGAACCAGAUCUUAGGCUCCACCCGCACAAACGGAGGUCUGUACCUCUCCAUCGACAACGCCAAACUGGCUGCUGACGACUUCAGGGUCAAGUACGAGAACGAGCUGGCCAUGCGUCAGGGCGUGGAGGCCGACAUCACUGGACUCAGGAGGGUCCUGGAUGAUCUGAGUCUGGGAAGAUCUGACCUGGAGAUGCAGAUCGAGGCCCUGAGGGAGGAGCUUAUCCAGCUCAAGCAGAACCAUGAGGAGGACCUGCUGGCUCUGCGCUCUCAGAUGAGUGGUCAGGUGAACGUGGAGGUGGACGCUGCUCCUCAGCAGGACCUGUCCGUGACCAUGGCCUCCAUCAGAGAACACUACGAGAGCGUCGCCUCCAAGAACCGCAGAGACCUGGAGUCCUGGUUCCAGGCCAAGUCUGAGGAGCUCAGUAAGGAGGUGGCCGUGAGCACAGAAGUUCUGCAGACGUCGCGCUCUGAGAUCACAGAGGUCAAACGGACGCUGCAGGGUCUGCAGAUCGAGCUCCAGUCCCAGCUCAGCAUGAAAGCUUCUCUGGAAGGAACCCUCGCUGAGACCAACAGCAGGUAUGCCGGCAUGCUGGCCGGGUACCAGAGGCAGGUGAUCGCUCUGGAGGAGCAGCUGGCAAACCUGAGGGCUGACCUGGAGCGCCAGGGCCAGGAGUAUCAGAUGCUGCUGGACACCAAGACCAGGCUGGAGAUGGAGAUCGCAGAGUACAGGAGGCUGCUGGACGGAGAGGCUUCGGCUCUGUCCAAGACUCGCCAUGUGGUCGUCGUCACCAAAGAGAUCAUCAACGGUGAAGAGAUCAUCAUCUCUUAGAGCGAGUGAGACAACAAGAGAACUGCGAACCGUUCUCAGGAAAACACGAAAUAAAAGAUCUUCUGAUGAACCGA
Molecule: messenger RNA, 1311 nt
Organism: Solea senegalensis (Senegalese sole)
Lineage: Eukaryota; Metazoa; Chordata; Actinopteri; Pleuronectiformes; Soleidae
Product: keratin, type I cytoskeletal 13-like
Exons: 7
Coding region: 26-1237 (403 amino acids)
Molecular function (GO): structural molecule activity
Source: RefSeq, a predicted model, not a curated record